Sphenostylis stenocarpa is the source of this 2103-nucleotide messenger RNA. Lineage: Eukaryota; Viridiplantae; Streptophyta; Magnoliopsida; Fabales; Fabaceae. The record is from the annotation of a GenBank genome assembly.
AUGUGUUCACUUGACAGAGAGAUUGCUAACUCUACACAAUUCAGUUCUGUUGUUGCCGACGCAACGUCUCUCGCAUACGCAUCGCUCUUCACUCUCUCAGUCUCACAGAGAACGCGAGAGAAAUCGCAAAUGCAAGACAUUUUCGGAUCAGUUCGCCGAUCACUAGUAUUCCGCGGUUCGCCGGAGGGCGACGAGACAUCGCUCGGAGUUGGAGGAAGCCUCGUGGAUAAGAUCAGUUAUUGUAUCCGAAGUUCAAGAGUCUUCUCCAAACCCUCCCCGCCUUCGCCGUCUAUCCCUAAGGACGCUGCGCCUCCGAUCCGAUGGCGGAAAGGCGAGUUGAUCGGUUGCGGCGCCUUUGGCCAAGUCUAUGUUGGAAUGAAUCUCGAUUCCGGAGAGCUUCUGGCGGUUAAACAGGUUUUGAUCGCGGCGAGCAGUGCUUCGAAGGAGAAGGCACAGGCUCACAUAAAAGAGCUAGAGGAAGAAGUUAAAUUACUGAAAGACCUUUCACAUCCAAACAUUGUUAGAUAUUUGGGUACGGUCAGAGAAGAGGACACCUUAAAUAUUCUCUUGGAGUUUGUUCCUGGUGGAUCCAUAUCAUCUCUAUUGGGGAAGUUUGGGGCUUUCCCUGAGGCUGUUAUAAGAACUUACACGAAGCAGCUACUACUUGGACUUGAGUACUUGCACAAAAAUGGAAUCAUGCACAGAGACAUUAAGGGGGCCAAUAUUCUUGUAGAUAAUAAAGGGUGCAUAAAACUUGCAGACUUUGGGGCUUCGAAGCAGGUCGUUGAACUGGCAACCAUUUCCGGUGCCAAGUCCAUGAAGGGUACUCCAUAUUGGAUGGCUCCAGAAGUUAUUCUCCAGACUGGGCAUAGCUUCUCUGCUGAUAUAUGGAGCGUGGGUUGUACUGUGAUUGAGAUGGCCACCGGAAAACCUCCCUGGAGUCAGCAAUACCAACAAGAGGUUGCUGCUCUCUUCCAUAUAGGGACAACCAAGUCUCAUCCGCCAAUUCCUGAUCAUCUCUCAGUUGCAGCAAAAGAUUUUCUGCUAAAAUGUUUGCAGAAGGAACCGGUUUUGAGGUCCUCGGCAUCAGAACUACUGCAGCAUCCCUUUGUAACUGGCGAACAUAUGAAUUCUCUUCCUCCGUCAUCUAAUGUCACGGAAAAUUUGGAAGCUUCUUCACCAUCACGUGCUCCAAAUGCUGAAUCCUUCCUUUGCUCUUCAACCGUAAAUCCUCUGAACUCGGGAAAUAAACAAUUAUGGGGAAUGAGCAAUGAUGAUGAUGAUGAUAUGUGUGUGAUUGAUGACAAGGAAGAGUUCUCGUCGAGUGGUGUCAAAUACGAAUCACUGCUAUCAACUAAUAUUGAGAGUUUCAACCCAAUAUCUGAUCCCUCUGAUGAUUGGGGGUGUAAAUUUGAUGCAAGUCCAGAACUGGAAAAUCGAGAGGUCAAUUUUGGCACAGAUGAAAGUUACAUGCCACCUGAGCAGUCAGGGGAUGAUAAGGGGCAGACAGAUUUUUCCUUUCCAGGUGUCCCGUCUCUUUCAGAGGAAGAUGAUGAACUCACAGAGUCAAAAAUCAAAGCCUUUUUGGAUGAGAAGGCUCUUGAACUGAAAAAACUACAAACACCUUUAUAUGAAGAGUUUUACAACAGUUUAAAUACAUCUUCUUCCCCCAAUGUCAUUGACAGCACAAGUGAUGAUACUGCUUCUCGAAAAUAUUUGAAAUUACCUCCUAAAAGCAGGUCACCAAAUCGAGUACCAGUUAGCACUCCAUCUAAAGCCGUCGAUAAUACUGGAAGUCCGGGAAGUAAUGGCCGGUCCUCAACAACUGUUGGCCAUGUAAAUAGUCAUGCUUCACAGGAUAUUCCGGCACCUCCCCUUAAUGAAUGGAAAGGACUGGUCGUUGACUCUCAGCAGCAGCCUAUUAGCCCAAGUGUAAGCUUUUCCGAGAGACAGAGGAAGUGGAAAGAAGAGCUUGACCAAGAGCUUGAGAGAAAGCGAGAAAUGAUGCGCCAAGCUGGCAUGGGAGGAAAGACAUCUUCACCAAAGGAUCGAGCUUUACAACGGCAGAGGGAACGGACAAGAUUUGCUUCUCCCAGCAAAUAA